UCUUUAAAGUGAGUAAUAAAAAAAUAUAAAGAUUGAAUGCAACAAAACAACAAAAAAAAACUCUGAAAUUCAAUUUUUAAAGAAAAGAAGGAAUAAAUGUAUGAUGGCUGAUAAUUUAGCGAAACGUCCAUCCAAAGGCAUAUUAAAGAAUUCAAGUAGUUUUGAUAAACCAGAAAGUAGUACCAAUGCGUUGGAGAAUCGUAGAAAAUCAAAAGAGACAAAAUGGGACGAAAUGAAUAUAAUAGCUACAUUACAUCCACCGGACAAAGAUUAUGGACAUAUGAAAAUAGAUGAACCAAAAACCCCAUACAAUUAUGAAACAGAUGAACCUCACGAUCAGGAUGAAUUAGAUGCUGGUUUAUUAGCUCAAAAAAUUCAAUCUGGAGGAAGUGCACUGCCAAAAUUUAUGAAGAAACAAGAAGAUGAUGAAUCAGACGACGAGGAAGAUGACGAUUUAACAGAAGAGGAAAAAGCACGCCGUAAAGAAUUUUUAGCCAAAAGGAAAAAACAUUAUAACGAAUAUUAUGCAGUAAAAUUGGCACGAAAGCAAUUAGAAGAAGAAUCAGAAGAAGAGGACGAAGAUGAUGAUGAUGACGAAACUAAAGAAGUUGGUGUCAAGAAAUGCGUUAACAAAAAACGUAGUUGAAACAAGAUUAAGAGUAAGAUUCAAAAAUCAUUUGGUGCAAUUAGUUACAUAUAAUUUUAGAAAUCAUUUUUAAAUAAUUAAUCAAUAUCACUCAAUCAAUCAAUCAAUAGUUUCAUGAAUUUAUUUAUUUAUUUAUUUACUUCCAUGUGAACGAAAACCUUGAACUUUUUAUAAACAAAACAAAUGUGAUUUAAAAAGAAAAUGUUAUAUUUUAUGUAAAAAAAGAGAAUAAUGAAAACAAAAAACUCAUAUUUUUUCUUCCUAAAUAAUCAAAAAACAUUAAGUGUGUUCCAUUUUCGAUCUUAUUUUUAAAUUUGCCGCCAUUUUGUGUAUUAGUUAGUAUGUCAUGUAUUUUGGGCAUGAAGGCUGUAAGAGAAGGAGACUUAAGUCUGGAUCUCGGAUGAUGCAUUCGAUGCCCGGCACUUGUAAGUUCGCUUAUCUGAAUUUGGAAUUCAGAACUUCGUCAGCAAUUAAAAUUUUUUAAUAAUUUUAUCGGAUUUUCUCAUUGAUAAGCUUCAAUCUGGUUCAAAUUCUUCCAGAACAAAUUCAUGAUAGAAUAUUAAUCAAGGUACAUCGAAGAAAACUACUUCGGAACCGAGAGUUUUCUUCCUUUUGCCUUAUAUCUUUUUUUUUAACACAAACUUUCAGGACUACAAAGUAAUAAUUAAAUUUUUUUUUUCAUUAAAAUUCAGAGCGAAACACUUUUUACCAAAAAUACCAGGGCUCACGAGGUCUUCCCUUCCUAAUUAUUUUUGCUAUUAAAUGUUGCGUCGAUUGCGUGUGACCGACAAUUUACUAAACAAUUAUCAAAACGUGAAACCUCCAACGGCUAAGAUCAUUCGAUUGUCAUAACUAGAAAUUGUACCAGGCAAAUUGAAAGUUCGCUGUUAAUGAAUUGUAAAGAUUCAUAUACACUGUAGCUAGAGAAUUCUAGUUGAAUUCUAAGGCCACGUUUACCCUCUAUAAAGGAUAAAAAUAUUCUCUAUUGGUAAAUUUAGUCUAGCUAGAUCAGUAGGGAAUUCGAAAGGUAUACAGAGCCGUGCCAAUAUAAUAUACCUAUUAUAAAGAAUCUUCAAAUCUGGUUAGAGCAACUCUACCGUUAAAGAAACAAAAUCUAUGACGCUAAGCAAGUGCUUUAUUAUAAUAAUCCGUGAUUCCAUUUAUAUCCGCCAUUAUUGUUUUAUUUUGAAAGAAAGUCUGAAAAAAAAAUCAAUUAAAAUUCCAUUAACCUAUGGAAAUUAAAUAGUUCAGAAACGAAAUGCCAAAAUGUUCUUAAUAAUUCUCGAAUUAAUCGUUCGAGGAUUUUUGUUGCUUCGUCGACAUUUUACCAAAAAAGUAUGAGAUAAGAUAUAAUUAACUCUUCGUCUUAACUCUUCGUUUUUUCAAAUUUGUGGCGUGACCAAAUCUGUAUGGAAAUCUAACGUGAUGGACGAAGGUUUAAGGUCUCAUUCAAACAUAGCAGCUUUAUUUUGAAUUUAAAAUAAGAUUGACUCUGACACCAAAAGAUGUUUGUGCAAGUGAAGCACAAACUCAAAAGACUACUAUGACACACGCAAGCAGAAAUGCAAGAUAGCGUUUUACUUGAACAAGGCCUUUAAGACAGUAAAUAAAUGUUCCAUAGGUUAUACUUAAAAACGUUAUAAACUGUCAAUAUGAAUAUUCUAAAUGUGAAUUGGCCUUUAGAAAUUUAAAAGUAUAAGUUCAGUAUUUAAUUAACAAACACCCUCCAAUCCAACAGACACUCCUUUUAUCAUGUG
Chrysoperla carnea is the source of this 2403-nucleotide messenger RNA. RefSeq names its product protein phosphatase inhibitor 2-like. Gene Ontology annotation, molecular function: protein phosphatase inhibitor activity. The record is from RefSeq and is a predicted model, not a curated record. Gene Ontology annotation, biological process: regulation of signal transduction. The transcript is spliced from 5 exons. Lineage: Eukaryota; Metazoa; Arthropoda; Insecta; Neuroptera; Chrysopidae. The coding region runs from base 101 to 646 and encodes 181 amino acids.